AUGUGCAGCUCGGAACAACACCUCGGGUCCAGUUACAACUCCUUCAUUAAAACCGAACCAUCCAGCCCAUCGUCUGGCACUGAUACAAGCAACCAUCACAGCCCCAUUGCCUCAUCCGAUACCAGCCUGAGCUACAGCCACAGCCUGCACUCACCUUCCCUGUUUGUAGCCUCGGUGGGUGUGGGGCCCUGUCGCAAACAUUUGGAGCCGUGUUCUGGGCCCCUCCUGGACGACUGUCCCUCAAAGUGCGAGUAUGUGCUGAACUCUCUCCCCAAACGCCUCUGCCUGGUUUGUGGGGACGUGGCAUCUGGCUAUCACUAUGGGGUGGCCUCCUGUGAAGCUUGUAAGGCUUUCUUCAAGAGGACCAUACAAGGUAACAUCGAGUACAGCUGUCCCGCCACCAAUGAGUGUGAAAUCACAAAACGGAGGCGCAAAUCCUGCCAGGCGUGUCGUUUUAUGAAGUGUCUGAAAGUAGGAAUGCUCAAAGAAG
Molecule: messenger RNA, 490 nt
Organism: Rhincodon typus (whale shark)
Lineage: Eukaryota; Metazoa; Chordata; Chondrichthyes; Orectolobiformes; Rhincodontidae
Product: steroid hormone receptor ERR2-like
Exons: 2
Biological process (GO): regulation of DNA-templated transcription
Molecular function (GO): zinc ion binding; DNA-binding transcription factor activity; sequence-specific DNA binding
Source: RefSeq, a predicted model, not a curated record